UGGAAGUCGCCCAGGCAAGGCAAAGGAAUAUCAGCUGUCUGAUCCGGACUCCUCUCUCCAGUUGGCCGAGCACUGUACGAACAGCAGACUCCAACAACAACAUACCGGGGAUUUCACAUAACGGCAUCUAUCCGUCUGCGCACACAGACCAGCAGGAGACAAGUGUGCGCAAAAGCCACAGCUUGAAACACCAGGGUUGCGCACGGCUGUAAUUAUCUCGUAUUAUCCUCUAUUCCCUCCACUGCGCGGACAAACCGGGGACCGGAGGUGCUCGCUGUGGUGGUGGGGGGUGACACUUCCACGGGAUGGAGUCCUGAUUCUCCCACCGGGGAGGAAUGAAACUGAGAAAGCCCGUCGCCGCCGUGCUGGAAUAUUAAUAAUCCGAUCCUGACAAUAAUCCAGGGGAUUUGAGUUCCAGACUCUGAGCACCCCAACUUUUUUUUUUGCUCUCAGUUUUCCCUCUCAUCCCUGUUUCGUCCACCCGUGGGGACUUGUAUUUCCGUGACUGAUUUGCAGUAUUACUUCACUCUCUAGUCAUGGACCGGUCCACGUCUUUGGAUAUAGAAGCGCUCAAGAUGACCCAGGAGCAGUACAUCCUUGCAGCGCAGCCCAACCCGCUCCACCAACGGGGGGCGUCCAUGUGCGGUGCCCAGGUUUACCCAGCAGUGGGGAUCUAUGGCUGGAGGAAGAGAUGUUUGUAUUUCUUCAUCCUCCUCCUCCUCGUCACCAUGAUCGUCAACCUUGCACUGACCAUCUGGAUCCUCAAAGUCAUGAACUUCACUCCGGAUGGCAUGGGGAAUCUACGGGUGACAAAGGAAGGUGUCCGAUUGGAGGGAGUGUCCGAAUUCUUGCUGCCUUUAUACGUCAAAGAGAUCCAGUCUCGUAGGGACAGUCCGUUGAUCCUUCAGUCAGACAGAAAUGUGACCGUCAACGCUAGAAACGAUCAGGGACAACUGACUGGUCAGCUAAUCGUGGGUUCAGAGAUGGUGGAGGCUCAGUGUCAGAGGUUUGAGGUGAGGAGCCUUGAUGGAGAGAGAGUUCUGUUCUCAGCAGAUGAAGAGGAGAUAACCAUCGGCACUGAGAAACUUCGAGUCACAGGGAACGAAGGUGUGGUUUUCAGCCAUUCUGUAGAGACAUCACAUGUAAGGGCAGAACCCUUCCAGGACCUGAAGUUGGAGUCGCCGACUCGGACUCUUACCCUUGAGGCCCCCAGAGGUAUCGAGAUCAACGCAGGAGUGGGAGACUUCACAGCGUCCUGUAGGAAAGACCUUCUCCUGCAGUCGUCAGAAGGAGAGAUCUUUCUAGAUGCCAACACCAUCAGACUGGGCAACAUCCCCCUUGGCAGUGCUGUGGACCCCCUGGAGGGGGCGCCUGCAGGUACCACCUACACUAAACAGACUGUCUACGAGCUGUGCGCCUGCGCCAAUGGAAAGCUCUACCUGUCCCCAGCUGAGAAAGGCUCUACCUGCCAAACCACUAGUAACUUUUGUCUCUGGAGCUGAAAGUACGGAGCUGAAAGACACCGAGGACAUAUGGACUAUUAAAAGUUUGAAGCUAAUGCUAGCCAACAGACUGAAUCAUCAUGAAUUAUGGCCUGGUGGGAUACUAAUGCCACCUAACAGGCCGAAUCAACAUGGAUUGUAGCAUGGUGAGGAGUUCAUGUCCGUUAACCAACCAAAUAAUGUGGCUUACGGCUUGGGCGGGAAGCUACUGCCUGCUAACAGACCAAAUCAACAUGGACUGUAGCUUGCUGUGAUGCUAAUGCCAGCCAAAGGACUGAAUCAACAUGGACAAGAGCGGUGAGAUGCCACCUCACCGACAAAAUUAAUAUGGAUUGGUCAGUAGCUAUUGCUAGUCAAGAUGAUGGAUAACUCGGCAGGAGGAAAAGCCAGCGAGAUUAGCUCAUGGGUUUGAUGCGAAGACCACUCAUGGUCAUGGAUGGACAGUCCCUCCAGGGCCCUCAGUGGCUGUUUCUGCCAUUGUUGAUUUUCUGAAAGUCACAAGGAUUACAUUUGGGGGUUGCUUGAGAACAGCAAACUCUUACAAACGAAGUAGGUUCUGUGUUCACUGUUUGACCAAAAUGUUCGGGAAAACAUACUCCUGCUUUUGUUAGGAUAUGGUGAUGGACUACAAACUUGCCAGCACGGACUGAACAAGGACUCUGGGUUAGUAGUUCUGGUUACCAGUUGGCUAACAGACAUCAGUGAGUACUUUGGUUUAGCUCUACAGGUAACUUACAAUUAAAUCAGACGAUGGUUCAGUCUUGUGGGAAGCUAUGGCUAGCUAACGGACCAAUCUAUACCAGAAAGGCCUUCCCCCUCCUUCCCUUCUAGUCUUAAACCCAAAUGUUGAAGUUUAACCUUUCCACAUUAAUCUGCACCGAGUAGUGACUAUGUUCUCCAAACCUAAUUUCCAUUGGACAAUUAAUGCAAAUAAUUGUGCUUCAGCCUUGCAUUCACCAGCUUUCUCCCCAUAAAUUUCCUGAUUUUCACAAUUUUUAUUUAUUUUAGAUUUAAUAUUUUACUUGUUACUUAUCUUCUUUCUUCCCUUCAGUGUCUCUGUAAUAUUUGAUCCUUAAAUAUUUUGCUGCUGUUCGCUGUUUAUUUUCUCUGUGCUCUGUCUAAUUUUCUUUUAUUGUUUUUAUGCACCUACUUACACUGGGCUGACAGAGAAAAUGUUGUUCUGCCUCUAUUAUCUUUCCUCCACCAGCCUGGUUAAGACAAAUGAAAUACAUACUGUCGGAUUCCUUCCACUGGUCUAGUUAAAACAUGUAUUCACAAAUAAUGACAGCUGUAUCAGAUGCCGUUUUUUCCCUCCCACAUUGUCUGUUCCCAAAAAUGUUGAGUUCCCCAGUAUAGAAGCAACGAGAAUAAUAAAGAGAAGAGGAAAGUUAGUUCAGUCUUUAAAUUAAGCCUCAGGUGGGUGCUAAGGCUGACAGCCCAUGUUAUGGGGUGGAACCCAACAUGUAGAUAGGCAGAGUCAGUCAGCUGAUGGCCAUGACUAUUUUGGUAUUGUUAUGGAGUAUUUUACAUCUCCAUCCUAAGUUCCUUAUCCGUCACACUUUCCCACUCCUUUUGCAUGACUUUUCUGCUCUUCUUGCUCUUUCCUCUUAGUCAUGUAUUUUCUGUCAUUGAGAUAUGUUUCUGCUCUUUGCUUUCACCUUAAUUACCCCAUGUCACUUCAUUUUCUGUUUUGUUAAAUGUCUUACUUUUGUCAUAUGUUUACUCUCUUAUACAUACCAUGACAUAUCUUGAUGUUGUUUCCAUCUCCAUUAGCCAUCACAAACUCUAAUAUCAGGAAGAUUGCCCCUCCAGUCUUACCCAAUGCCCCCUUUCAAAGGUUAAGCAACGUAAGACAAGAAAAGUCAAGGAGGUUCAAGGAGGUUUUUGUGUAUAUAUCCAUUCAUCUCUUUUCUACUGCUUAUGUUGGGUUGAGUCACAUGACAGCAAGUUAAGAAAGUUAGUCCAGACAUCUCUUAUCCUAGCAAUGUUUCCUGCUCUUCCUGGGUGAUCCAUUGUGUCCCCACACCAAAUGAGAUAUAUAGUCUCCUCAGCCUAUUCUGGGUCUGAGUUCCUUACCCUUUGGUUCAACCCAAGCUAUAUUAAGGGGGAAACUAAUUUGAUCCACUCAUAUUGGUGAUCUGAUUUGGGCACAACCAAAAACCGUCACCAUGGUGGUUGUCCAUGAACUUCACAAACAGGAUCAGUGACAAGGGGCAACCCUGGCAGAAGCUAGCACUAUUAUGAAAUGUGCUUGACUUCAUUCCAACAAUAGAGACAAAGCUCUCAUUGUAUUUAUUUUAGAAUCAGAUGAGUGACAUAGUGCCCCUCACAGGACCCCCCCCCGGGACACGGUUGUUAAGUCUUAUCAAAAGUACACUUGGUGGGCAACCUCACAUGACCCCUCCAGUAAUCUUACAAGGGUGAAGAGUUGGUCCACUGUCCCAUUGUUGGAUUUUGCAAUACUCCUCAAUAUGAGGUUCAACAAUCCAGAGCAAUGUGUUACCACAAUAAUCUAAUCUGUGUGAUAAUGAAAAGACACGUCAGACAAGACACUCCAGCUAUGAGCAUAAUUUAACAUCAAAACUCAUCCAAACCUGAAGCCCCAAUGAGCCUCUUGAUUUUCUCAGAGAUCCCUACCAGAUUUAUGAGUACGGCUUCCCUCAAUCCUCCAAACUUUGCCUCCUUCGCACAGCCCUCUCCUGGCCUAACUGAACUUCCCACACUCCGGUUUUCGCAACCUUUGAGCUGGAGGCCUCCAAACCAUUCAGCAGCCACCUGCUGCUUCAGUAGAUUCUCAGACCCAUCAUUUCCAAUAGGCUUCCUUCUGUCCUUCCUUCGUUCCUUCCAUAACUACCAUGACAGCCCCCUACAACCUUCUGUUUGCCACUCUCUGCUGCCAUUUCCACAAUGGAGGCUUUGAACUCAGAUUGCAUGCCCCAGCCUCUUCUUAGAUGCAUGAAAGGUUCUUCCAGAGGUGGGAGUUGAGGACCUCAGCCAGGUGUUCCCAGGUCUGUCCAACAGCCUCCCCCACCAUCCAAUCCAGUUCUCCCCCACGUACAAAACAAGACAUACAAAAAUCGAAUAAUUCCAGGUUGAUCAUCAGUCCUAGCCCUAUGGUGUCCUGGUAUCAGAUCAGAACACUCAAAUGUACUGUUUGUUAUGGCCAAUGCAUCCUAAGCACGUAAGUCCAUCAGUUAGUUUCCACUCAGGUUCCGAUAAGACAGACCGUUCCUCUCAAUCAUCUGUUCAUAGUUGCCCACAUAAGCGAUGAAAUCUGCAUAUGUCAAACUGCUGUUAGGUGCAUAAGCACAAGCAACAGUCAGAGCCUUGCUCUCAUCGACAGGUAACCCCCUCCUACCCCACACCACCACCACCAGCACCACACGCAGCUCCCUGGAUCAUUGGGACACACAAACCUCUCCACUAUAUUAAGGUGGUGGUCUUAAACGGUCUGAAUGUUCUCAAGCUGGCUAACCUAGCACCCAACCUCUGCAAUGGCUGAAAAAAGCAAAUUUGUGUGUCAGAAAUCCCCCUGGUAGAAGAUAUGGAUGGAUGUGGUUGUAUGUGUAUGGACUCAGCUGAAUUAAGGCCCUGAGGCUUACUUUCAUUUCUAAAAAGAAGCGAUACACAGGUGCCUUUGCUGCUGUUGGUAAAAGCACAUCACAGUCUGAACGUUCACACUCCCAAGUGUCUGGACAAACUAUCUAUUUAUCAAUCUACCUAUCUAUUUAGUUUCCUGUCUUUUCCCUCCCCUGUUCUCCUGGUUUUGUAGAGUUCUCAGUAUAUCCAGCUGAAAAAAGAACAAUUCAAUCCUGGUUUAAAGUUUAAUUUUCUGAUGUGUUCCCUAUGGUUUUAUUCUUGAUAAUAAAAAAAGCACAAAUUAUGCCAUGUAUAUAACAAUACCAAUAAAAUACAAAAUAAAAUAAUAUUGUUUUUCAA
Hippoglossus stenolepis (Pacific halibut) is the source of this 5441-nucleotide messenger RNA. Its product is annotated as zeta-sarcoglycan. The transcript has 8 exons. Bases 537 to 1502 code for a protein of 321 amino acids. NCBI's taxonomy places the organism in Eukaryota, Metazoa, Chordata, Actinopteri, Pleuronectiformes, Pleuronectidae. Gene Ontology annotation, biological process: cardiac muscle tissue development; heart contraction. Gene Ontology annotation, cellular component: sarcoglycan complex; sarcolemma. The record is from RefSeq and is a predicted model, not a curated record.